Messenger RNA from Apis mellifera (honey bee), 1513 nucleotides. RefSeq names its product activating signal cointegrator 1 complex subunit 1. The record is from RefSeq and is a predicted model, not a curated record. Gene Ontology annotation, cellular component: nucleus. Lineage: Eukaryota; Metazoa; Arthropoda; Insecta; Hymenoptera; Apidae. Gene Ontology annotation, molecular function: RNA binding. Gene Ontology annotation, biological process: DNA alkylation repair; regulation of DNA-templated transcription. The coding region runs from base 243 to 1292 and encodes 349 amino acids. The transcript has 7 exons.
CUAUCGGGACAAAAGCAAAAAAGAGUAUUCUACUCACUUGCUUAUCAACACGCGGUAUAUGAUUUCAUAUGUAGAUGUGAUACUUCGACCAAUAAACUAUUUGAGUUUGGUUUAAUGUAUUGGAUCUAUCAAAACAAUCAACCAAUUAAAUUCGCAUAACUUUGAAGUGUCUUCUUUCCCAUCACAAAUAUAUGUAAUAUGAAACGGUUAUGUUAAUAUAAGAAUAAAAUAUUUUUUAUACAAUGAAUAUUCUGCAACCUGAAUUGAUUUGGAUAGAUGGUCGGUGUUACAGACUAUUCGGAAAUAUCGAAAGGCCAAGUGCCCAAAAUAUUUCUCCUUAUUUUGAAGAUAACUAUCAAAUGGAUUAUAAAGAUUCUGAAGAUGAAUGUGAUAUAGAAAUUGUACCAUAUGAAUCGACAAGAUUUAAACAUACCUUUCAUGUGUCAAAAUCAUUCUUUCCAUUUAUUAUUGGAUCUAAACAUGCAGUACGUAAAAAAUUAGAAAAUGAAACUAGAACAUCAAUACAAAUUCCAAGAUUAGGUGAAGAUGGAGAUAUUGUAAUAAUUGGUACUGACCGUAAAGGAAUAAUGACAGCACGUCGUAGAAUAAAUUUAUUAAUGGAAGCAAGUAGAAAAAAAAUACCAUCAACACAUUUUUUAUCAAUACCUUUAAAUGAAGGUCACAUAAUAAUGAAUUUUAACAUGUUUAAAAAUGAAGUACUAAAAAAUUCUGGAAAAAAAUCUAAUGGUAUUGAUGAAAUGAUUUUUCAAAUACCAAGCAAAUUACAUCUUACUAUUGCAUUAUUAACGUUACUUGAUGAUACAGAAAAAAAUCAAGCUAUAGAAGCUUUGAAUUAUUGUCAUCAGCAUAUUGUAAAGCCUAUAAUUGAAAAAUAUGGACAAAUUCCUAUAUACUUACAAGGAACUGAUAUAAUGAAUGAUGAUCCUAGUGAAACUCGAGUUUUAUAUGCAAAAUUAAUUGACAAUGAGGCUUUGGAAAAAAUGGUAGAUGAAAUUGUAGAUUAUUAUAAUAGGAUAGGUUUAUUAUAUAAAGAAACAGAGAAAGUUAAGUUACAUUUGACUCUUAUGAAUACAAAAUUUAAAUUAAAUGAAGAAGAAAAUCAUUAUGAAAAAUAUAAAACAUUUGAUGCAACAGAAAUAAUGAAAGCUCAUAAAAAUACAAUUUUUGGAGAAACUACACUGAAACAAAUUCAUUUAUCUCAACGUCAUACCAUUAGUAGUAAUGGAUAUUAUCAUGCAAUUGCGAAAAUUAAUUUACUUGAAGGUUUAUAAAUGAUAUAUAUCAUUAUUUGAAUAUAUAUAAGAUAUUAUAUAUUCAUGGAAUACAGAAGAUUGAUUUUAUAGAUCAAAACAAAUAUAAAUAUUAAUAUAAAAAAAUUUUGAGGGUUAUUUAUAAGAAAUUUUAGAGCAAAAUAAUUGUAUGAUAAAGAUAGAACCAUCUCAUUAUAUAUGUUCUUCUGUUUUACUUUAUUUAAUGCAAAUUCAAAUUAUUU